Messenger RNA from Talaromyces stipitatus ATCC 10500, 840 nucleotides. RefSeq lists its product as uncharacterized. Bases 1 to 840 code for a protein of 279 amino acids. NCBI's taxonomy places the organism in Eukaryota, Fungi, Ascomycota, Eurotiomycetes, Eurotiales, Trichocomaceae. The record is from RefSeq and is a predicted model, not a curated record. The transcript is spliced from 2 exons.
AUGGAAACAUCCCAAAAAUCCAUCCGAGUAAUGCAUUACAUCGGCGAAUUCCUCGACCUAGACGCCAGAUCCUUCACCAACAUCGCCGAAUUUAUAGCUCUCAUACAAGCUAUCCGGGAAGGUCUCAGUCGCAUCGAUCCCACAUUCUCCGUCUCUGAUUUCCACAUCAACAUCUUGUUUCUUUCGAAGUUACAGGCCCAUCCGAAAUGGAAUGAAUGGGCGAGACAUAUGCUACGAGAUCCGCGGAUAAAUGUCUCGGAUUCGAGCAGGUCGAUGGCUUUUCAUGAGCUGGCGGAAAUGGCGAUUCAGCACGAGAAGGAUAUGACCGUUGAAAGGACAAGGACGAAGCAAGUGAGGAGUACGGAGGACGUCCCGAAUGGAUAUCAUACGGGCCGUCUGCAGAAUUAUACGCAAGAGGAGAUUAAUUCCUUUGUCAUUCGACAAAUGCGUAACCAGAACGAGCAACAACACGCAGCAAAUAAUUACCAGAGACAUAGUAAACGACCCAGUCAGGAAGAAAUCAAUGAAUUCGUCGUCCGCCAAAUGCGCGAGGAACAAGAACGCAAAACUCGAGCGAGAAGCAAAUCUGAGCCGAGACCGAAUAAUGCCCCGUCGGCAGCAGCGAUGAUGGCUGCGAAUCAUGGCACGACAAAAUGUGAUAAGUGCGGGGAGAGAAAUUAUCCCGGACAACAAAAAUGUCAUCAUAUAAAGACAAAGGAUACGAAGAAACCACCAACUGUGGAGGUUCCUCGCGCGAAUUUUGUGCCAAAAAAAGUCGAGUUUGUUAAACGGACUGCUGAUGGAUUACCGACGUAUCGGACGGGGUUUGCGUUGACUUAG